Messenger RNA from Galleria mellonella (greater wax moth), 5017 nucleotides. Its product is annotated as zinc finger matrin-type protein CG9776-like. Bases 154 to 2874 code for a protein of 906 amino acids. Gene Ontology annotation, biological process: negative regulation of DNA-templated transcription; positive regulation of DNA-templated transcription. NCBI's taxonomy places the organism in Eukaryota, Metazoa, Arthropoda, Insecta, Lepidoptera, Pyralidae. The transcript has 14 exons. Gene Ontology annotation, cellular component: nucleoplasm. The record is from RefSeq and is a predicted model, not a curated record.
UUGAUUAUUUUGGGCAACACUGAUCUUUAAAAAAAUAUUGCUUUUCUUGCUUGUUUUUGUGUUUUUUCAUUUUGCAAAUAUAAAUCUAGUUUAUUGUUUUAUUUAUUCUGGAUAGUGAGAACACAGAGACAAAUACAAUUAUUUAAUAAUAGAAUGUCCCGUGAUCCCAGAAAAGAGUAUUACAGAGACCGGGAUCGUGAUUGGGGACGUUCAGAUUACCGGAGUCGGCUUCCGAGGAAGCGGUCUAGAUCAAGAACUAGAAGUCCAAACAACCGAGACCGCAUUCCCGAUAAGCGACACAGCCGUUCCCCAAGGAAGAACGAAAAGGAAAUCACGGAUAUUCUGAUUGAAAUAUCUAAACUUCCAGAACCAAGUGAACUGUGGGACGGCAAUCAGUUUCAAGAAGGCAAUUUCGCUGGUCCCCCUCAACCGUCGUAUCCGUCUAUCCCACAAGAGGGUGUUCCAAACCCUCCAUACGGGUCGAACUAUCAACCACCGUAUUCGGGGAUCUACGACGACUUCCCACCAGUAGCGUCGGUGCCACAGUCAGCUCAUCUACCGGACAUGGCAGCGUGGAAUCAGAUGUCUUUGCCACCUCCCCCACAGACGCCAAUGCAACCGCCCAUCGUUCAGUUCAAUGUUGAGGAUCAGAUUAAAAAAGAAGCCGCAAUAGAGUCGGAAAUGCGCCAUCAAAAAGCCGCCCUGUCUAAGCAACGCGAAGACUACAUAAAGAAGACGUCGAUACUGAAAAAGGAACUAGAAACAUUGAAGGAGCAACGCAACGAAUUGCACGGUGACUCUAAACGUUCUCCCAGCCCGGACACCAAGAGGUUCCUUAAGGAGAACACGAAGUUGCAGUUGGAGAUCCAGAAUAAGCUGAAGACUAUCAACAAUGUGGUGGACAUGCUGAACGGUAUUAUCGGCGAGGAAGCCCGCGACAUACCGGAAACCGAUGACACUGAACGCCCAUCCAAACGAAAGUCCAGGUCCCCUUCCAACCCGAAGUUCAACUACGUGUACUAUGACCCGGAGAUGCACUGGUGCCGUGUGUGCAACGAGUUCCCGCCCACCGCUAAGGAUUACCUGAACCAUCUGCAUUCACCGUCGCAUCAUAAGAUGGCGGCAGCACACAUGGAGGCGCCGUGGCACACCGUGACUGGCGUCAACGAGGGCUUCCCCAGCUACCCGGCCGCGCCCACCAAGCGUACGCCCAUCAGAGGUUUACAAUUCUUCGUUCCAUCCACGGCGUGGUACUGCAAACUGUGCGAUCAAUUCAUCGGGGACCUCCACUGCGCCUCCGCUCACCUCAAGUCUAUAGUGCAUUCCAAAAAUUAUAUCAAUUUUGUAGAGCAAAAUCCACAUUGGGAAACCGACUGGAUGUCGGACCGGCAGAAGGCCUUCGAAAAAUCCAGAGCCUCGAAAGUAAAGGCCGAAGACAAGCCCCAGUACACCGCUCACACGAUCACAUUCAGCAAAGACGGCUUCCACACGAAACGCAAAGAUAGUCCCACGCCUCCAUCGGAGGAGAAAAAGAAGAAGAAGGACAAGAAGAAAAAGAGUAAGAAGAAGAAGAGCAGCAGCAGUAGCUCGUCGAGUAACAGCAGCAGUUCAGACAGCGAGCCCGUCAGAAAGAAGAAGAAAUCAAAAAAGGAGAAAAUAUCGGAACCGGACGACAAGAGACUGACCGAGUGGAUGUCCUCCAUACAGAUGGAGAUGUUGAAUGAUAGCGAUAGAGAACUCCUGCAGACGCUCAAGAGCAAAAUGAAAUCCGACAAGCGUGACGACAAACGCCGUUCGCCGAGUCGGCAAGAGAAGGAGCGAUACAUCGCUGAAAUACAAAGGAAGACUAGGGAAUCUGAAAGACGCGAAACCCGCGUCCGCGACGAGUUGCGGCGACGGGACGACCGCCGCGACGACAGGAGAGAGGAGAGGAGAGAUGAUAGGAGAGACGAAAGGAGAGAUGACAGGAGAGACGAGAGGAGAUCGGAGUCGCACAGCCGCAACACACCGCCGCGGGACACCAAGAAGCCAGAGGUUAAGAAGAUGCCCUUCAUUGGUAAAAUGCCAGUAUAUAAGCACUUAGGCAAGAACACAAAGUUGGAGGACCACAAAAAAGGGGAACAGAAGAAGAAAGAAGAAGAGGGAGUUGAUAAGAAGCGUCGUGAGGAGAUGGACGCUGAAAUACAGAAGAAGGUGGCGGAGUUCAAGGAGAAGAUAGCGAAGGCGCAGCUGGAGCGCGAGCAGCAGCGCGCCGAGCUGCCGCCGCCCGCCCUCGCGCUGCCCGCGCAGCUCGGCGCGCUGCUGCCGUCCUACGCGGCACCGGCACCGGCACCAGCAGCGGCGGCACCAGCACCGGCAGCACCGGCAGCACCGGCACCAACACACGCCGCCGCGCCCGCAUCUAAUUUGCAACCGAGCCUUCCCAAAGACUUCCAAGACGCCCUCGACAUCAUAUUCCCGACGGAAGUGAAGCCCGACUUGAACCAGCCGGAUCUAUUCGCGAUGUCCGGGCUCGGAUUCCCCCUGGGAAUGCCUCCUUUCCCGGGCCUGGGCAUUUUGGGUCAAGCGCCCAUGCCUCCAAUGUUCGGAUUCGAUCUCAACGCCCCCAUCUUCCCUCCAAGGCCUCAGUUGUACGAUACCCAUGUACCACUAGUACCUGCUCAGCAAAAACAGAGACCUAAUAAAAAUUACAAGAAUACAAAACAGGGAAAUAAAGCGGCAAAUAAUAAACAACAAACUAACAGUGCGCCAAAGACAGAGACAAUGAUGAAGAGAGAGAAUGAGGAGAAUGGUGAUAUUGCGAAGAAGAAAGAAGAAAUGGACGAUUUAGCAAUGUUAGGUAUAGACGCGUCUGACGUAGGAGCUGGAAUGUAAAAUUAGUGCUGAGUUUUGGACAUUAAGUUGUUAGUUGUAAAGAAGGAAGACUGGUUCGUGCAUGGACAAGAAAUUGUGAGGCUAGAAGGGCCAAGUUUUAUGAACUACACAUUUGAACUUCAGAGUGGAUAGGUUGAAAUGAUGAAAUUAUGGAUUAAACGUAUUCUGGUUGAUAUAUAAAGCAUAUCUAAUUCUUUCAUGUUUUAUAUUUUAUUGUUUUGGAAAUAGGAUUUUUGACUAUUGUUUUAAGUUGACGGUGUACCAAGGGGAUUUUUUUUUAAUGGGUGAUAAUGGAAUGGUAACCCCAUCCGCGCUAACGGUAUACACCGGCGGGUCACCAGUGACAGAGGAUAGGUGAGGGUGAAGUAGGUCAGUUAGUCCAUCGUGACGAAUUCAACAAGAAUUGUUCACGAUGGUUUCCAGGGGGAACCACGCGGAGGUCGACCUAAUAUGGCAAAUUGCUAACAAUGGGGCUGUCAAAAUCCAUUGCUAACAAUCCCUUUCCCCCCAGUACCAAGGGGUUACGUGAUUGUCCCAUCGUGAGGUAUUCACCAAGAUUUAAUCAUGUGGUUUCUAGUGGCAAUGCAUAGAGGGAGAUCUAACAAGAUAAAUUACAUGCUUGUAAUCGUAAUUGAAUCCCAAUUCGUUUAUAAUGCAAAAUGCAUGAAAUAAUCAAAACUUUUACAUAGUUUUGUCUGAAUAAGUGUCUGGAUUCGAAGUUUUCGGGCCAAAAGAGUUGACAAAUUGAGUUUUACUCUCCUACCACUAUAUAACAGGAGAGUAAAAUUUGAUUUGUGUUCAAAAAAUCGGUAAAAUAGUGUGAUAUCAUGCUGUGUGUGUGUAUUGAAAGUGACCUUUUUCUAUAAAACAUUUUACAAUGUAAGCAAUAUGUGUAGAAUUGUGAUAAUCGUUAGAAUCAUAUAAAAAAAACUAUAAUAUAUUACACCUCUGGUCGACUAAUCAUAAUUAUGUACUUUUUAUUUUGAAAUUUAAUCGAUAUUUUUAUGUAAUUUUCUUUAAUAGUAAAUAAUUGGAAAACAUAUUCUUAUAUAUAUCGAAAAAGUUGUGUUUGCAUGACUGUGUUUCGGUUUGAAGGGAUAUGGCAGUGAAUUUACAGGGUACAGAGGAAUAACACCUGAGUCCUCAGGAAUGGCAAUGCAUGGGGGGUAUCAUAGGCGAAACAGUAUACUCUGUUAUGUCCAUGGUACCGCUUAUGUCUAUAGGCGACGGUUACCACUUUCCAUCAAGUGUACCGUCAGUUUGUUUGCCAUUCUAAAUUGUAUAAAACAAUAAAGACAAAAACAAUUAGUCAUGAAAAAUGUACGGCUGAAGUGAUACUUUUUAUAUACUAAAACUAAACUAGAUCUUAGCCAUGGUCCUAACAUAGAAUAGAUCACCCUUCCUUUCCUACGGGUGUCGUAAGAGGCGACUAAGUGAGGGCGAGGGAUGGGCAGCAGCGUGCCUCUUAAAACAUUUCUAAAGGCCUAACUGCAGUUGCCUACCCGUCUGCUAAAGAUGGCAACUACUAGCAACCCCCCUCCCCCUCCUUUUGGGGGAGGCUUAGUUCAGCAGUGGACAGUUUAAGGUGAUACAGCAAACUAGAUCUGCAUUUUUAUUCCAUUGACAAUCGGUAUGUGAAUUAAUCACUAAGAGCCAAAGCUAAAAUAAGUUAUUAUUUCCUGUUUAUACCUACAUUUACAUUACAUGUACAUUUUUUUUAUUGGAUGAAAAUGGAAUGAUAACCCCGCCUACGCUAACGGGAUACGCUGGCGGGGCACCAGUGAAGGGUGAUAGAUGAGAAUGAAAACAGGCCAGUUAGCCCAUCAUGAUGAAUUCAUUAGGAAUUAAUCAUGAUAGUUUCCAGGGGGAAACGCGAGGAGGUCGACCUGAUUGGGUAUAUUGCUAGCAAUGGGGUUCUCAGUCUCCAUUACUAACAAUCCCUUUCCCCCCUUACAUGUACAUGUGUUUAUACCUACAUGUAUAUUUCUUUAUAUUUCCUUCAAUGGUUUCUAUCACUGAGACAUUUCAUAGCAAUGUAUUUUUAUAUCAAUACGAUUAAAUAAGUGCCCAAUUUUAUUUUGUUUAAUUCAAUAUAAAUAACUAGUAUAUUCUUUUUUGUUUUAAUAAAUAUUAUUAAUACGUA